AUGGGAGACUUAGCGCCCGUCUCCCACCUGGAGUAUUCUACUGUGACGGGAUAUUUCUUGCAAGACGACCCUGCAACUGAUCCCGCAAAAUUUGACUAUGCAUCGACAGGCUUUGGCCUCAUCGACCAAACUUACGAUACUGACGAGUUAUUUGACCCCGAUCGUAGCAAGUCCCAAUGGGAACGCUUUAAACAUAAAGUCCUGACACUCAAUCGCGAUGCUGGACCAGAAGUAAGGUAUGCCCUGCUUUAUCUAGGGAGACAUGGUCAGGGCUACCAUAACGUGGCGGAAAGUCACUACGGAACUGCUGCUUGGGACUGUUACUGGUCCAUGCUUGACGGAAACGGAACCACCAAUUGGGCAGAUGCGCAUCUCACAGAUCAAGGCAUAGCGGAUGCUAAAGUUGCGAACGAAACCUGGGUGACUCAAAUGAAAAAUGGAAUUCCGGUUCCCCAAAGCUAUUAUACGAGCCCCCUCUCUCGCUGCUUAGACACUGCCAAAAUUACAUUCAGCACGCUAGACCUUCCCAAGUCAAAACCAUUCGUUCCUACCGUAAAAGAGCUCCUCCGGGAAACUAUUGGAGUCCACACAUGCGACCGACGUAGCUCCCGAACAUAUAUCCAGGAGAACUACCCAACGUAUAUCAUCGAGCCAGGAUUCGCCGAGUCUGAUUCUCUCUGGGUGUCUAAUCUUCGUGAAUCUUCUACUGCGCACAGAGAGCGCCUGCGAACCCUUCUCAAUGAUGUACUCACACAUGACAACAACACAUUUAUCUCUAUGACAGCUCACUCAGGAACAAUUAGGUCUAUACUCGGGGCCGUUGGACACAGGGAUUUUGCUCUUCCUCCCGGAGCCGUGAUACCCGUUUUUGUACGAGUUGAAAAGAAGCCUGGUCAAGCACCACAUCGAACCGUCCAGCCCUGGACUCCGCCGCCAGAAUGCACAGUUGAUCCUACUGCGGCUCCGCAAAAUUUGAACUAG
This is a messenger RNA of Coccidioides posadasii C735 delta SOWgp, 981 nucleotides long. RefSeq lists its product as uncharacterized. Gene Ontology annotation, cellular component: cytoplasm. NCBI's taxonomy places the organism in Eukaryota, Fungi, Ascomycota, Eurotiomycetes, Onygenales, Onygenaceae. The record is from RefSeq and is a predicted model, not a curated record. Gene Ontology annotation, molecular function: phosphatase activity.